Messenger RNA from Acanthaster planci (crown-of-thorns starfish), 879 nucleotides. RefSeq names its product LSM7 homolog, U6 small nuclear RNA and mRNA degradation associated (gene lsm7). Gene Ontology annotation, cellular component: U6 snRNP; Lsm1-7-Pat1 complex; U12-type spliceosomal complex. Gene Ontology annotation, biological process: mRNA splicing, via spliceosome; nuclear-transcribed mRNA catabolic process. Gene Ontology annotation, molecular function: RNA binding. The record is from RefSeq and is a predicted model, not a curated record. Lineage: Eukaryota; Metazoa; Echinodermata; Asteroidea; Valvatida; Acanthasteridae.
CAGUUGUCGGAUGUGUCUUCUCAGCCUCCGUAAUGCUCCCCCUGUAUUGCAUGUAUUCUUUACUCAAGCGCACGUGCAUGUCUUUUCGGACGAUAUGGCGCAACAAGAAAAGAAGAAGAAGGAGAGCAUCUUGGAUUUAUCCAAGUACAUUGACAAGCCCACCAGGGUAAAAUUCCAAGGCGGAAGGGAAGUGACUGGAAUUCUCAAGGGAUUUGACCCACUUCUGAAUCUUGUGCUGGAUGGGACAACUGAGUUUCAGAGAGACCCAGAUGAUCCCUACAAAAUCACAGAGGACACCAGGGACCUUGGCCUGGUGGUCUGUAGGGGGACAUCGUUGGUUCUCAUUUGCCCCGAGGAUGGCAUGGAGCAGAUAGCAAACCCUUUCUUGCAGCAGGAAGGCUGAUGCCAGCAGUUCGUCACUCGCCGGUGGACCUAUGUAAAUUAUGUGUAAAUAGUGGGCUGAGAUGUUGUUCCCAAGGUUAAAGCCAAUAGUACUGACUUAUUUUGCGAGUUAUCUUCAGUAAAUUCACAGAAGUGUACAGGUCAAUUGUCCAACGUCUCCUUGCAGGCUAGAAGGGUUUGGGUUCGGUACUGGAGAACCUCGCCAUUGAUGACAGAGAAACUGGAUGGACUAUCUAUGAGUGCUUUGCCACGUAGUGGAGUAAAUCUAUGUUGGAAACUGGGGGGAGGGGAAUUGGGAUGGAGAAAUGUUGGGGGGGGAUGACUUGCCUGGCCAUGGAAAUUUGAAAAGUGGGGGACAAUAUAUACAAUGUGUAGGGGGCGGUGUUCAUGAUGAAGAUAUACAUCUGUAAUGUGUAUCAAAUUCAGGCAGAAUCUUACAUCAGAAUGAUAUAUUUAUGGCUUUUUAAAAUGUGACCG